This is a messenger RNA of Helicoverpa zea (corn earworm), 3286 nucleotides long. It is a transcript of the gene pain, whose product is annotated as transient receptor potential cation channel protein painless. Gene Ontology annotation, biological process: transmembrane transport; monoatomic ion transport. Gene Ontology annotation, cellular component: membrane. Bases 158 to 3028 code for a protein of 956 amino acids. NCBI's taxonomy places the organism in Eukaryota, Metazoa, Arthropoda, Insecta, Lepidoptera, Noctuidae. Gene Ontology annotation, molecular function: monoatomic ion channel activity; protein binding. The record is from RefSeq and is a predicted model, not a curated record. The transcript is spliced from 2 exons.
AGGCGCGCGCGCGCAACGCCUCACUUCGACCAUAGGCCCGAGUGGCGCGGCCGCACCGCCGAUAUGCGACCAACAACCAAUAGUCAGUGAAGUGCUUGUGCAGUGUUAACUUUCAGUUGUGCUAUUGUGAUAUUCAGAUGCCAGUGUUGAGCGCGACAUGACUCGAGACAGUUACGAGAUGAAGAAAAAUCUGUCACGUGGGAGUUCCCUCUUCGGUACGGACCCUCAAGUCCAGCUGAGGACAGCUCUGCAGACCAAUGACUUCGCCACAUUUAAAAAGCUUGUCAGCUAUGGAGCAGUGAAACUUGACUUUGUGUAUCAAUAUCCGGAUUACAAAACAUGUCUGGAGAUAGCAGUAUCGGAGCCAAACAAGCAAGAGUUCGUAAAGCUUUUACUACAAUACGAAGUGGAGGUAAACAAAAUCAAUGAAACACAUGCCGCGGCCCCCAUACACUUCGCUGUUGAAAAUGGUAAUUUAGAGGCAUUGGCGGCUCUACUAGAGGAUGACAAAAUUGACGUGGAUAUUCAAAGCAAAGGAAACACGGCGUUAUUAUUGGCGAUAAAAAAAAUCGAAGACUUGGAAGAUGAUCGAGAACGGGAUUUAGCAACUUACGAGGAUAUGGUUGAAAUGCUAUUAAAGGCGGGUUGCAAUGCUAAUAGACCCGAUACUAAAGGUGUAACACCGAUACAUUCAGCUGCGCAACAAGGUCUAGAAAGAGUCGUAACUUUGAUAUUGGAAUACUCCAAAGAACCUAUUCAUUUGAACACGUAUAAAGACAGGACGGGGAGAACAGCGCGUGACUAUCUUAAAGAAGCAUUCCCUCAUUUACUGGCGAGAUUUGAAACCGAAGAACCAGAACCAGAAAUAAUUGACUCCGAUAAAUUAUUUUCAUACCUAAACAGAGAUGAAGAAGAUAAUUUUAUUCGUGAUUUCACAACACUUGUGAAGAAAAAUGAGCAACGUAAGGUUUUAGCAGAUAACAAUGGCUCGAACACACUGCUGCAGUUGGCAACGAAGAAGGGAUUCGACAGAGCGGUAGGAACCUUACUUCUCUCUGGAGCAGAUCCAAAUGCUACUUGUGCAGCGAAUACCAGCAGACCUAUAGCAAUUGCUUGCGAAUAUGGAUAUCGAAAAAUUCUGAAAAGGUUCGUUGACAAUGAAAAUACUUUGUUUGACACAGUUAAUGGAGAAUCUCUUAUCCACAUAUUAGUGAAGGGCAUGCGGUCUUCUCCCAUGACCCCAAAAGCAAACUUUGAUGAGUGUUUAGAGCUUUUAUUGAAGUCUCCUAAAAUUAACAUUAACGUCAAUUACCCUGACGUCAAAAAUAAUACAGCUUUACAUUAUGCAGCUCGGAAUGGUGAUCAAGAAACUGUUUUAGAGUUAUUAAGGAAUGGCGCCUGUAUAGGGCUACGCAACAAAUUUGACGAACCACCCUUAGCAGAUAUUCCUUAUAAAACACUGGAAACAUAUUUGGACGAAUGUAUUACGACUAAUAGCGAACGACCAGGCGAUGAUGAUUACGAAAUUCGCAUGAAAUACAGUUUCCUUGUUUAUCCUAACAAUUCGCUUGAAAACGAGCUCAGUAAGGUGCCUCUAAUGGAUAAUUCUAGCACUAAUGGAAAAGAAAUUGAUUCAUUGUUGGCACCUGAGACAGACGCUUUGCUUUACAUGACAAGAAAUGAAGACUUGAAGCCACUUCUGAAACAUCCAGUUAUUACAAGUUUCUUGUACUUGAAAUGGCAAAGAAUAAGUUGUCUGUUCUACGCAAACAUAACAUUUUAUUCAUUACUUUGGCUUUGCCUAAUCCUAUAUAUUAUACUGGGAUAUGGAGAAGAAAAGAAACAGUCAGGCUCAGUGGAAGCGUUGAAUGUAAUAACUCAUGUUGGUGCGAUAAUUGGUUUAAUUCUGCUAAUAUUUCGAGAGUUGUUUCAACUGCUUGUGUCGCCGACACGAUAUUUACAAAGUUUAGAGAACUGGAUGGAAAUCGCAUUGAUAUUUGUGACCGCGUUGAUAGUAGGGAACGACGCAGCGGAAGAGUCUACUAAACAGCAAUUGUCCGCGGUGGCCAUAUUACUAUCAUCCGCAGAAUUAGUUCUACUCAUUGGUCAAUUCCCUACUCUAUCAACGAAUAUUGUUAUGCUAAGAACUGUUUCGUGGAAUUUCUUUAAAUUUUUGCUUUGGUAUUGCAUUUUAAUAAUAGCGUUUGCUUUGAGCUUUUACACACUAUUUCGUCAUGAAGAGGAAGUGGAAGACCAGACAGCACCGAAUCCUAAUACUACCGGCAAAGAGGAGGAAGAAGAGGAAGAUUUCUUUGAAGAUCCAGGGAGAUCAUUGUUCAAAACUAUAGUCAUGUUAACGGGCGAAUUUGACGCAGGUUCAAUUAAAUUCAGUACAUUCCCAGUUACGAGUCACAUAAUAUUUAUUGUAUUUGUUUUUAUGAUUCCUAUUGUUUUGUUUAAUUUACUCAAUGGUUUAGCUGUGAGUGAUACUCAAGAGAUUAGAGCAGAUGCCGAAUUAGUGGGCAUCGUAUCGAGAGUGAAGCUGAUUUCAUAUUUUGAGAGCGUAUUGAUAGGUAGCGCUGGGUCUUAUUCCCGCCCGGGGACCUGUUGGUCGUGGUUGCCUUCAGCUUUUAAAAAACUUAAUAUAAUAAAGCCAAAAACAUUCUGCAUUAAACCUUUUGCAACGCGGAUAAGCCUGUUUCCGCACUUUCUACCUAAAUACAAAAUUACUGUAAAACCAAAUCAAGAGAAUAGAAUCGAGAUACCUCACGCAGAACCGCUUGGUAAAUAUGGCGAUGACUAUGAAGAUAUUGAAGGUGGCAAAAUUACGUGUUGUUUCGAACGCUGCCAAAACUAUAGACUAGACCGCAAAAUAGUGAAGAACGCAAAAAUUGUUAUUGCUAGGAAGACGAACUUGACCGAAUUGGGUGAAAUUAAAAACCAGCUGUUGAAAUAUGAAUCAAAAAUUGAAAACCUUGAAAAAACAAUGAAGAAGGUAUUACAAGCUUUAGAAGCAAACCGUUACUAGUAUUUUAUUUAUUUUAAGAGUUAUUUUAACUCGUUAUUUUCUAAGCUUUUAACAAACUGCUUUGUUAUAAUAUGAACGAUGGGUUAUUUAACCGUAAAUAUUAUGUUAACGUAGUGUUAAGCGCAGUAUUAAUUUUGAGGCAUUUAUGUUGUGUUAUAAAUGCGAAGAUGAACAAUAACUUUUUUGCGUCCAUGUUUCGUUAUGUGUAUCUCAUUUUACUAAAAAUAUUCCAAUAAAAUCUUUUUGUAUUUGCCUAUA